ACAUCCUUCUCGCGGUCUCUCUCUCUCUCCUCUUCAUCCAGUUCACUUGUCAGCAGCAGCAGCAGCAGCAGCAGCAGCAGCAGCACAGAGCCGUUGCACUGCUGCAGUGCUCUGAUGUCCGAGCGGAAACUUACGGUGCAGCCCGCAAACCGAGGAGGAUGGCAAAGAACAUACUUGGUAAACUUGACGUUGUGAAGGAACCGCUCUCUGCGUUUUUUUUUAAGCUUGCCCCAUGUGAACUGAAUGAAAACCUACCUGGCAAACACUGAAGUCCUAAGUGGAUUGAAGAAGACUAGUGAGGGAGUCGAAGAGGGAGGGAAGACAGAAGGGAUUAGCAGCUAAUCCCAUGCACGGACAAUCCUGAAGGAGCUUUAUCGUUCUUCCAGAACGAUGCAGACAAAACAGUUACUGGAUUACACUGCUUUACUUUAUUGCUCUUUCCAAGAGCGCAUCGUCCCUCUUCUCCUUUUGCCCUGAUUGCUUUCAUUGCUUCUCAAAGAUUUUGCCUCUUUGGUGCAGAAGGACCAGGGAACAGAGGACAAAGAAGGCUGGGGACAGGACGUCCCGCGGACAUUGCGGUGCCACACAUGGAUAAAUCUUUUCAGUGGACCCUCUGUUUUUGGUUUGCGUGGACACUAAGGAAGACAAGUGGUGAACAACGCACUGGAUAAGACACUUAUGAGCCUCUCAGAACAAACAAUUACUGCCAUGGACCCCAGCCUGGAAUUCAGACUUGACUGACGUGCAAUCAGAGUCCAGGCAAUUUCAUUUCAUUUUCAAGGGAAAUUGCUCAACUUUUCUUUGCCACCAUGAGUCUUGGAAAGCUGCCAGGGAUUAAAGGCCUUGUGUCUGGCUCUCAAGGGAAACGUCGUUUCAAGAGUGACCUCUCUGUGGACAUGAUCAGCCCACCACUGGGAGACUUCCGGCAUACUAUGCAUGUCGGUCGUGGUGGGGAUGUAUUUGGCGACACUUCCUUCCUCAGCAACUAUGGGGGCAUCAGGGAGCCAGGAAGCCCAGACUCAGCAAGCAGCUCCAAAACAAGGGGAUUCUUCACACGCACCUUUCGGCAUGUACGCAAAACGUCUGGGCCGCGGCAGCGAGGGGGUUCCCGGGAUUUGUCGUCCCCACCGCCAGAUGUCUCACCUAUCAUCAAGAAUGCCAUCUCUUUGCCCCAGCUGAACAUAGACUCUCCCAAUGGGUGCCUGCAGAGGGUGCUGUUCCCCAGCUCCAUCAGUUCAACAGAUGAUUCUUUCUGCACAUAUGGUCUGCAGUCCGGAUUCGUCACUCUGCCUCGCCUCUCUCGCCUCGACAGACAAUUCCAAGGUGGAGACGUGCAGAAAGGCUCUGUGCUGGACAGCGACGGCCUCACACGUGCACGCUCUGACUCACUCACUUCCUUCACUGUGGACCUUGGACCUUCUCUCAUGGCUGAGGUGUUGAGCUUGAUUGAUGACCCCAACCGCCUUCACAUAUCAAAACACAGCCGAGAGGCAGGGGAGGAAGAGCAGGAAGAGGAAGGAGAUAACAACAGCUCACUGACAGAGACGCCUGUGCAGACCCCACCGGUGACCUCACCCGACCUUUCCGUCUGCAGUGGUUCAUUCAGGCAGGACAUGAACAAAAGGGGAUGGUCUUGUACUUCUGACUUGACAGAACAGGAGGAAAAUCAGUCUGUAAGGACACCUGAUGCAUCCGCUAGGUCUCCUCAUAGAUCGGAGCCUGUCAUGGAGGCAGAAAGGUUCCAGAAGGCUGCUGAUGUGCUGUCUCGCCAUUACGGUGGAGGGUCCUUCACAAAGGGAGUAAGGAGGAGCAGUAGCAGUGCAAAUCAGUCUAUUUCCCAAAGCCAUGAAACUAUAUGCUCCUUAAGUGAAGAAGAGGAAGAGAUCAAAGUCUAGAUGUUAAAGCUUAAACCUUACAGUGACUUGGGUUCAUGUGUGACGUUCUGUUCCUCAGCAGAAACAUGCUCCAUCUUCUCGCGUACACACUGCAUACAUGAAGGUAACUGAUCAACUACAAGGCUCAGGUCUGGAUUCAGCUUCUGAAAGGAUGAGGUUGAGUUCAGCCUUGAUGCCGGACCUCCCUCUCUUUCUGGACUACAUUGCUGUUGUGAUAUUAAACUGUUUAUUUAUGUGUUGCUUUUCAAUAUACAGACAACUAACACUAUGUAAUCGUGAUUUUCUGCAACAAAUUAUUUACAGCAAUACAGAGGUUUACCUUCACAGGGCCAAGGUAUCAAAGGGAAGCGGGGAUUUAAAGGACCAAAGUAACUGCAUAGUAUUUCCUUAUUAAUACAUUACUACAUUCACUGUAAAUGAAUUAUCAUAAAGGACUUUUUUUUUUUUUUACAGGUGUUGAAUUCUAAUACUAAUCAAAAGUCUAUAUGCUGACCUCCUGUAACAAUUAUAAUGCUCAUUAAACAUAUAUCAGUAUUAGACUUGAUUUUGUAUACAGUGUGGGCCGGUGUAAUAAAAGACAGAUUUAAAACAGACCCAUGUUGUGAUGAAAUGUCUGUUUAUGUUCUUCAUUAAU
This is a messenger RNA of Archocentrus centrarchus (flier cichlid), 2529 nucleotides long. It is a transcript of the gene cdc42ep1b, whose product is annotated as CDC42 effector protein (Rho GTPase binding) 1b. Lineage: Eukaryota; Metazoa; Chordata; Actinopteri; Cichliformes; Cichlidae. The record is from RefSeq and is a predicted model, not a curated record. Gene Ontology annotation, molecular function: small GTPase binding. Gene Ontology annotation, cellular component: cytoskeleton; plasma membrane; cytoplasm. The transcript has 4 exons. Gene Ontology annotation, biological process: positive regulation of pseudopodium assembly; Rho protein signal transduction; positive regulation of actin filament polymerization. The coding region runs from base 810 to 1895 and encodes 361 amino acids.